This is a messenger RNA of Rubroshorea leprosula, 4973 nucleotides long. The record is from the annotation of a GenBank genome assembly. NCBI's taxonomy places the organism in Eukaryota, Viridiplantae, Streptophyta, Magnoliopsida, Malvales, Dipterocarpaceae.
UAAUUUUGGAACCAACCCUAAGCUCCUUGUUUCUCCGCUCUAAAGGUAGCCCCGAUUAUUGCUGAUUUAAGCAUCAGAGUGUCUACCCCGAGGAUCCACCUCGGGGCUUUGCAGGUCAAUUCAGAGUGCAGAUACGGACUGAAGAAGGACUUCUGGUUUGGUGCAGUUACAUUUUGGCGCCGUCUGUGGGAACCUGAACUAAAGGAUCCCUUGUUGCUCUCAUCAUGGUUAAAACUAGGUCAGCCCGAGGUGGAAACUCCUCUCAGCCUCUUGGACGAGGUCAGGCCCCCAGCAACCUUCCACCUCAUCCCCCACCCCCAAUCCCGAAUACAUCCCUUCAUGUUCACCAUACCGAAGGAGGGGAUGAAAAUCAGUCACACAAUUCGACUAGCAACUCAGCCUCUACGGCUAACCAAGACGUAGUUGCAACUCAGCUCGCUGCCAUGCAGCAGCAAUUUGGUGUUUUUCAGCUAGUGCUGGCUCAGUUAUUAGCCCGGAACAAUCCUGGUGAUCCACUCAUCCACCUACUCAAUCCUGCUCCACAGCCUCCAGCCCCACCACAAAAUCCUGACCCAGUUCAACAUGCUCCCGCUGUUAGUGAAUCUCAGGGCCAAUCUCACAUCGCCCCAGCCCAGCAACCCCUUCAUGAUGAUGUCACUCGACGUUUAGAUAGCUUAGAAAAGCUAGUGGUCGAACAGCGAGGUGUCCCACCUCCACACCCUGCUGCUGACUCUGUACCUCACCCUCUCAACACCAAUAUUAUACUGGAACCCUAUCCCGCUGGCUUCCGAAUACCACAGCUUGAAACUUAUGACGGAACGAAGGACCCCGAUGAUCAUCUACAUGCUUUUUACUCUUGCAUUCAAGCCCAGAACGCCUCUGAUGCGUUGAUGUGCAAAAUCUUUCCCUCUACUCUCCGAGGUAAUGCUCGAACCUGGUACUACAGUCUGCCUCCAAGGUCAAUCAACUCGUACACGGAACUGACAUCUGCUUUUGCCACAAAGUUUUCCAGUAGAAGGUUGAUCAUGAAAACCAUUUCCGAGCUGAUGCGAGUCAAGCAGAGGGACGGAGAGUCUUUGAAGAAUUUUAUGAGCAGAUUCAAUGAUGCAGUGCUAGAGGUUAACUCUUUCGACCAAGCAGUGGGCAUUACAGCUGUGAUCUCAAGUCUCGGCCAUGAAAGAUUCAGAGAUAGUCUGCUUAAACAUCCUGCCACCACCUUCAGUGAGAUUAAGAAUAAGAUGGACUUAAGACGUCCGGAUCCAAUGAGAACUGCUGCUACUACCAGAGACCAUACUAGGUACUGUGAUUUUCAUCAGGAUCACGGUCAUACAACAGAGCAAUGUAAUAGCCUGAGGUCCGAAUUGGAAAGUCUGGCACAGAAAGGAAUGUUGAAUGAGUACAUCCAGAGAGCGGAACAGCCAAGGUUUGUCAGAGAACAAGGGCCACAGCAUCAAGCAAUCCGCAACCCCCCAAACAGACAAGGUGUGGGAUAUCAGCAAACCCCACCCCCACUACCACCACCAGCUAGAGUCAUACACAUGAUUACGGGAGGUUUGGAAGCUGGCGAACUGAGCUCUAAGCAGCGAAAGCUAUAUGUCAGAGAGGUUAAGCAUCAGAACCGAACUCAGAAGCGAAAAUUUGACGAUGCUGAGUGGAAGAAUCAACCCAUCACUUUCACAUCUGCUGAUCUCGAAACAAUUGUCACACCUCACAAUGAUCCUCUAGUCACUUCUAUCACGAUCAACAAUUGUGAAGUGCAGCGUGUCCUUGUUGACACAGGAAGUGCACCAGACAUCAUGUACUUCCAUUGUUUUGAGAGUCUUGGGUUAGAUCCCGCUCUAUUACAGCAGUAUGAUGGCCCCAUUUACGGGUUUAACAACCAACCAGUUCCAGUUGAAGGAGUCCUCACUAUGAAUGUUGCAUUUGGCAGUGGCCGAAGUUAUGUGACCCCUUCAGUCAUGUUUCUGGUAAUCAAGAUGGCGUCCUCAUUCAAUGUCGUCAUUGCUACACUGCGAGGCAACCAGGAGGUGGCCCGGCAUUACUAUAUCACCUCACUAACACAACCUCAAAAGGGCAAGACUCAGAUACCCGAGGUUGAUCCCAAACGGAUCCCUGAUGAUCGGCAAGUUAUGGGUGUUGAGAUAGUAGAUAACCAACCAGAAGAUGAAACCAGAGCUGCUCCAGUCGAAGAUGUGGAAGAGGUACAGAUUGAUGACAAAGAUCCGAACCGGAAAACGCAAAUUGGGACUAAAUUGAACCCGGAGGAAAGAGCAGAGCUCAUAGCUUUUCUUCGGGCCAAUAAAGAUGUUUUUACAUGGACUUCAGCAGACAUGCCGGGAAUUCCCACUUCAGUUUUUCAACAUAAACUCAGCACCAAUCCCCUCAAGAAACCAGUAGCCAAGAAACGACGCCUCUUUGGGGGGGAGAGGGUCGAUUACUGCGAGUGGGUCGCCAAUCCGGUGCUGGUGAAAAAAGCAAACGGUAAAUGGCGAAUGUGCAUUGAUUACACUAACCUCAACGAUGCAUGUCCAAAAGACUGUUAUCCAAUGCCAAACAUUGAUAAGCUGGUUGGGGCAGCUUCGGGGAAUGAGAGAUUAAGUCUCUUGGAUGCAUACUCAGGCUACCACCAGGUCUCAAUGGCUCCUGAGGAUGAAGAAAAAACCUCAUUCUAUGCUGGUGACGAGAUCUAUUGCUAUGUAAUGAUGCCCUUCGGCUUGAAGAAUGCAGGCGCCACUUACCAGAAGAUGGUUACCAUCGUGUUCCGAGCUCAAAUAGGACAGAAUCUGGAAGUUUAUGUUGACAAUAUAGUGGUGAAGAGUUUGAAAGCUGACGAUCACUUAACUGAUCUUGAGGAGACAUUCAACAAUCUCAGACAGAAUAGAAUGAGGUUAAACCCAGCCAAAUGCAUCUUUGGUGUGGAAUCUGAAAAAUUCUUGGGUUUUAUCGUUUCCUGGAGAGGGAUUGAGGUCAACCCAGAGAAGAUCAGAGCAAUUGCCGAGAUGGAACCGCCGAACUCACCACCUCUACUGACUAAAGCCAAAGAUGGAGAAAUCCUCUAUCUGUAUCUGGGAAUUUCAGAUGAAGCCAUUAGUGCGGUUCUGGUAAGAGAAGAAGCCAAGCAGCAAAAACCAAUAUAUUAUAUCAGCAAUGUGCUGCAUGGAGCCGAGCUGAGGUAUCCUAUAGCGGAGAAAGCAACCUUAGCAGUUGUCACUUCGCAAAGAUCUGCAAUCCGAGCUCAGGCACUGGCAGAUUUUAUUGUAGAGUGCACUCCAGGUAAUUCCAUUCCUACUCCGGAGCCCAAAGACUGGACCUUAUACGUUGAUGGGGCAUCUAGUAGCAAAGGUUCAGGAGCUGAAGCCCUCUUGAUUGGCCCAGAUGGGUACCGAAGUGAACAUGCCCUGAAGUUCAACUUCGAUGCAACAAAUAACAUGGCCGAAUAUGAAGCUCUGCUACUUGGUCUACAGCUAGCAUUGGAGUUGAAAAUCAGCGCAAUCCAGGUGUACAGUGACUCCCAGCUGGUGGUGAAUCAAAUCAACUCGAUCUGCGAAGUUGUCGAUCCGAUAAUGAUGAAGUAUGUAGCCCUUGUGGCCGAGCUAAAGUGCAGAUUUCAGAGGUUCUAUCUGAGCAAAAUCCCCCGAACUGAGAAUGAACAGGCAGAUUCACUCUCUAAAUUCGCCUCUGAUAAUUCUUCACAUUCCAGAUCAGUUUUUGUGGAGGUCUUAGAUGAACCAAGCUUCAUGAAGCCACGGAUAAUGGAGAUCAGCACCGACCCAGGCACACCAAGCUGGACUGACCCAAUCCUCUCCUUCUUACGAGACGGGGUAGUGCCCGAAAAUAGGCAGGAGGCAAUAAAGUUGAGGAAGAAAGCAUCUCGGUACGCACUUGUUGAUGGGGUCCUCUAUAAGCGAUCUUUCUCUCUACCCCUUCUACGGUGCUUGAAUCCCUAUGAAGCAGAAUAUGCACUCAGGGAGGUGCAUGAAGGUGUCUGCAACAGUCACGUGGGUGCUCGAACUUUGGCUCAUAAAGUCCUUAGACAGGGUUAUUAUUGGCCCAACAUGUACAAGGAUGCCAUUCACUUUGUUCAGAGAUGUUCGAAAUGCCAGUUCUUUGCGCACCUGACUCACCAGCCUGCAGAAGAGCUCACUACUCUGGUAGCACCAUGGCCAUUUGCUCAGUGGGGAUUGGAUCUUUUGGGUCCAUUCGUGAAGGGGGUUGGUGGUGUAACCCACCUGAUUGUUGGUGUAGAUUAUUUCACAAACUACGGGAUUAAACUGCAAUUCACCUCGGUUUACCAUCCAGAGUCCAACGGCAUGGUCGAAUCUGUUAACAAGUGCAUCCUAGAAGGUAUAAAGCCGAGGUUGGAACAACACAAGGCCAAAUGGGCAGACGAGCUCAACAACGCCCUCUGGGCAUACAGAACUACGAGUCGAACUGCCACAGGUGAAACACCAUAUCAUCUGGCCUUUGGUACCGAAGCAGUCAUUCCUAUCGAGAUAGGAGUUCCAAGCUUCAGAGUCACCCAUUUCGAUGAAGGACGAAAUGGACAACUGCUUCGGGAGAACCUUGAUCUGCUUGAUGACCUCAGAGAAGAAGCACGACUUCGAACUCUAGUCUACAAGCAGAAAAUAGCAAACUUCUACAAUAAACGAGUUCGACCCCGAUCAUUCAAAAUAGGAGACCUUGUUCUCAAGAAAGCUGGUCUAACGGGGUUCGAAACUCGAUUCGGCAAAUUAGCACCAAACUGGGAAGGCCCCUACACUGUGGCCGAAGUGCCGCACCCAGGUGCUUAUAUCCUACGGGACACUAAAGGCAAGCGGGUUCCCAGAGUCUGGAAUAUCAAUAACCUGAAGAAGUUUUACCCUUAAGUAUACUUCAUUUGAGUGAACUUUGUUUUGAUAAUUCCUACUUUCACUCCUUCUGCUCAAUUUAGAGUGUAUUUUAACUCAAUUCAUUAAUAAGUUUCACUUCACGAC